Molecule: messenger RNA, 828 nt
Organism: Aspergillus caelatus
Lineage: Eukaryota; Fungi; Ascomycota; Eurotiomycetes; Eurotiales; Aspergillaceae
Exons: 4
Coding region: 1-828 (275 amino acids)
Source: RefSeq, a predicted model, not a curated record
AUGUCGAGCAUAAAUAAAGUCACCAUUGGUAGCUUGACUCCUGCACACCUUGAAGCCUUUACCCAAACACUACACAAAGUUAUAUCGAGCGAGCCUACACAGCGAGCUCUAGCACAAAUCGUUGACGGCAUACCUACCCGUACAGACUCCAACGGAUGGGGAAUUCACGAAUCAAUUGAAACUGCCAAAGGUUUCCAGACCAGCUUCAAGCUUGAAACCCUGGAUAUAUCUCCAGGUGUUGAGUCCACGCAAGCAAAAGCAUAUAAAAACACCAAAAUAGGAUCAAGAGACUUCAAGCUCCGACUACUAGAGAUAGCAGCCAUUUCAUUCCACAAUAUUGUCGCCCAUCUCUUCCAAUCUCUCGAAGCAGACCCCGACGCCUGGCCAAGUCGUAAUCAUGUACCGCACCCCCGCGAACCAACCUGGUUCUAUCAUUCAGACUACCUAGACCAUGACCAGUAUCCACUACGAAUUUCUGACGUGGUUGGAUACUGGGCUGAAAAACAGGUCUUUGGGGGGGUCGUGUUAUUUGAUCGAGGAGAGACUGGGAAUGAAUGUCGCGAUGCAUUCAUUCAUCCCGAUAAUGGAUACAGGGUUGUCAAACUCUCGGAUGAUCAAUUGGAUCAGUUUGUUUCCUUCGGGGUAAGGACAGGGUGUAUUGACCAGAAUAAUGAUAGUGUCUGUCCCAUUCCUUUUCAAGCUGAGAAGUAUACCCAGCGCAUAGAGCUGGAGAAAAUCAUGGCGAUGCAUAUAUACCGCCGUCUUUACGAGCGUAAGCUAAAAACCGACGAUAACGGGCGGACGCAGCAUAAACCGUCGACGGCUUGA